AUGGCGUCUGAUGUGGCAUUUCUCCUAACCUUAUGGUGUCCAUUGUGUAGAAACCGCCAUUGCUUUUUCACUCUGGCUCGGCACUACCGGACCCUCCUUAGGUCAUGCGCUCGAUACUUAGCUUUAGAUGUAGGCCAGAGAGUUCACGCUGCAGCCAUCACCUCAGGACUGUUGAAUACUCCCAACGCAUUCCUUCGGAAUGCUGUACUCCACAUGUAUGCCGCGUGUGGGCGUGCACUUUCCGCGCGCAAGUUGUUCGACGAAAUUCCCCUGUCCCAGAAGGACACCGUAGAUUGGACUGUCUUGAUGGGCAGUUAUAUUCGGGCAGGGUUGCCACUAAGCGCGCUCAAGCUAUUUAUAGAUAUGCGCAGGGAAAUUGUUCCUGUUGAUGAACUUACUAUGGUUUCAGUGUUCAAUGGGUGCGCAAAAUUAGGUCACGAUGGGGUUGGGGUUCAAGGACAUGCUUUUUUAAUUAAAAUAGGGUUGGACUUCUGUGUUAAAGCGUGCAAUGCAAUUAUGGAUAUGUAUGUGAAAUGUGGAUUAAUUAAUGAAACGAGAAAGGUUUUUGACGAGUUGAGAGAAAGGAGUGUUGUUUCUUGGACUAUAUUGUUGGAAGGCGUGGUAAGGAUGGAAGGCUUGGAAAUUGCUAGGUUAGUUUUUGAUAAGAUGCCGGAGAGAAAUAUUGUUGCUUGGACAAUUAUGAUUGCAGGGUAUGUUGAAAAUGGGUUUACCAUGGAGGCUUUUAGACUUUUAAGCAUAAUGCUUUUUGAUUUAAGAUUUGAGUUAAAUUUUGUGUCACUUUGUUCGUGGUUAUCAGCUUCUGCACAAUCAGGGAAUGUCAUGAUGGGUAAAUGGGUGCAUGUGUAUUAUCUGAAAAAGAUAAACAGUGAAUUGGAUGCUAUGAUCUCAACGUCUUUGAUUGAUAUGUAUGCUAAAUGUGGUAGGAUUGAUGAUGCUUUUCGAGUUUUUGCAAUGACACCUCAAAGGAAUGUGAUUACAUGGAAUGUUAUGCUAAGUGGGCUGGCAAUGCAAGGGAAGGGAAACACUUUGUUGGAUAUGUUUGGGGAAAUGGUUAAAGAUGUCAAACCAGAUGAUGUUACCUUCACAGCUGUGUUAAGUGCUUGUAGUCACUCGGGUUUAGUUGAUCAAGGUAGGCACUUUUUCUAUAAUCUCGAACCUAUGUAUGGGAUAAAACCCUCUAUGGAACACUUCUCUUGCUUUGUAGAUCUUUUGGGCCGGGCAGGAUAUCUUGAAGAAGCAAAAUCUGUAAUACAAAAGAUGCCUAUGCCCCCAAACGAGGUUGUGUUGGGAUCACUUUUAGGGGCCUGCAGUGUACAUAAAAACAUUGACAUGGGGGAAUGCCUGAUGAAGGAGCUGGUUCAAAUGUAUCCACACAAUUCAGAGUAUCACAUUUUGCUUUCCAAUAUGUAUGUCUUUGCUGGCAAGAGAGACAAGGCCAAUUCACUUCGUGGAAUUCUUAAGCAUAGGGGUAUUAGAAAAGUACCUGGUAUUAGUUCUAUAUAUGUAGGUGGUCAUGGUCAAAUUCAUCAGUUUAGUGCUGGUGACAAAUCACACUAUGAGGCUCAUGAGAUAUACUUGAUGCUGGAUGAGAUGAUUCAAUGGUUAAAGUUGGCGAGUUAUGUACCCAAUGUUGCCUGCCAAACAUUUUCCAGUUGUAAUGGUGGAGAGGAGUAUGCAAAUGUGGAGGAGAAGGAGCAAGCAUUGUUCUUCCACAGUGAAAAACUUGUUUUUUUUGGUCUCAUGAGCACAAGGGCUAGAACACCUCUUUACAUUUUCAAAAAUCUAAGAAUAUGCCAAGAUUGCCAUUCGGCUAUGAAGAUUGCUUCAAAAGUUUAUGAUCGUAAAAUUGUUAUUAGAGACCGUAAUCACUUCCACUGUUUUGAGUUAGGCUCAUGUUCUUGUUUAGAUUACUGGUAGCUGAACCUCUUGACAGUAUUAGCUCUAGUUAUUCCUUUUUUUUUUUUUCCUUAUAUAUAUAAUUACUGAGAGUGAUAACUCUUGCUUUAGAUAAGCUUUCUGUAAAACUAGUCUGUUGUAUGAUUGUGCUGAAGUUUUUAUAGAAUGACAAUGCAAUGACAAGACUUUUAAUUUCAAUGGCAAUGCAAUGAGAAUUGAAA
This is a messenger RNA of Ipomoea triloba (trilobed morning glory), 2138 nucleotides long. RefSeq names its product pentatricopeptide repeat-containing protein At5g15340, mitochondrial-like. Lineage: Eukaryota; Viridiplantae; Streptophyta; Magnoliopsida; Solanales; Convolvulaceae. Gene Ontology annotation, molecular function: zinc ion binding; protein binding; RNA binding. The record is from RefSeq and is a predicted model, not a curated record. Gene Ontology annotation, biological process: RNA modification.